This is a messenger RNA of Pseudomyrmex gracilis, 4399 nucleotides long. It is a transcript of the gene pod1, whose product is annotated as coronin-7. NCBI's taxonomy places the organism in Eukaryota, Metazoa, Arthropoda, Insecta, Hymenoptera, Formicidae. The record is from RefSeq and is a predicted model, not a curated record. The transcript has 17 exons. Gene Ontology annotation, molecular function: protein binding. The coding region runs from base 321 to 4016 and encodes 1231 amino acids.
UAGUCAUGCACGGCUUUGCUCGGCGACGCCGAACGACCGCGUCAGUGUUACCCGCUUGUAACCAACGCCGUUGAUGCGAUCCCAAGAGACUUCGGCGUCGAUUUCUACCUGCCAUUAUCGAGGCCGGGAACGCCCAGCAAAUUAUAUUCGCAUUUCUGUCCGAGCGAUUGUAUUACCUGCGCGAAAUCUUGAAUGACAAAUACAAUCGCGAGAGUUUCAUUUUCCAAAAGUUCUUGAAAACUCUGGUCUUUGUUCUGUUCCCAAAAAAUUACAUGAUCUAAGCAGAGUAGAGAGAUUUAAAGUGAGUUAGCAACAUCAAAAUGGCUUGGCGUUUUAAAGCAUCUAAAUAUAAAAAUGCCGCACCAAUUGUUCCUAAGCCAGAGGCUUGUAUUCGGGAUAUUUCUGUGGGCUCAUAUCAAACCUAUGGGAACAACAUAACAGCCUCUGCAGCGUUUAUGGCAUUCAAUGUUGAUCAUAAUGGUUCCAGUUUAGCAGUAUUGCCAUUAGAAGAUUGUGGUAGAAAGAGCAAGACUAUGCCACUGCUUCAUGCGCAUGCAGACACUGUGACAGAUAUGGAUUUUUCUCCUUUUCACGAUGGCUUACUUGCAACUGGUUCUCAGGAUUGUCUUGUAAAAUUGUGGCAUAUCCCAGAAACUGGUUUGGAAGAGUCUUUGUGCAAUCCAGAAUGUACAUUCUCUCAUCGCCAACGAAGAGUCGAAGCAGUAUGUUGGCAUCCAACCGCCGAACAUCUUCUGACCACUACAUCUUUCACCAACCUGUCCCUUUGGGAUGUUCUCUCUCAGCAGGAACUUUUCUCUAACAGUGAUCACACAGAAGUAAUUCAAUCUCUAAGUUGGAAGCAAGAUGGCACUGUUUUGGCAACGUCCUGCAAGGACAAGCAAGUGAGGAUCAUAGAUCCUCGAGCGUCCUCUUAUAUUGUUAACUCGUGCUCAAGCCAUCAAAGCAUCAAAGAUUCCAGAAUAGUUUGGUUAAAUAACAGUGAUAGAAUACUCACCACAGGAUUCGACGCAGCAAGACUUCGUCAAGUUUUCAUUAGGGACUUGAGGCAUUUAAAUGACCCAGUAAAAACACUAGAGUUGGACUGCAGCACUGGUAUUUUGAUGCCACUUUUCGAUCCUGACACAAAUAUGCUCUUUCUUGCUGGAAAAGGUGACACUACUAUUAUGUACAUGGAAGUCACAGAUAAAGAUCCUUAUCUUGUGGAGGGAAUCCGUCACAGCGGCGAGCAGACCAAAGGGGUUUGCUUGGUUCCCAAACGAGCGCUCAAUGUUAUGCAGGCCGAAGUUAACAGACUGUUACAACUCACUUCCAAUAUAGUGAUUCCAAUCAUGUAUCAAGUGCCACGAAAAACGUACAGAGACUUUCACGCGGACAUUUAUCCAGAAACAGCUGGUUAUGUUGCUCAAAAUAACGCAGCGGCAUGGAUUAAAGGUCAUAAUGCGCCUGUACCAAAAAUAUCGCUUGAUCCUGCUAAAAGGAACAAAGGCGAAGAGCCGAUUACUGUACACAAAGGGAAUUUAGCGGCGCUCAAAGAGAAUCAAAGCGAAAUUAAAAUGGAACAACAACAAACUCAACAACAACAACAACAACAACAAAUGAACUCUCGGCAAUCAAAAGCCUUGGUCAUUACCACGCCGAAAGGAUUCUCAAAACCACAGAGCAACGCGAACGAAAAUGAUGACAAUAUCGAAAACGAAGCCGAAAAAAUGGACGACUCGAAAAAACUCGAGACGGAAGAAGAAAAGACGAAGAUGCAAAAUGGAGGACAAACUGUUCCACCGAAACCUUUACCGAGAGCGUCACGAACUAACAGCAUCUCCGAAGAGGAACCGAAACCAGUGGCGCGUCCUCGCACAUCGCCGAAUCCCGGAUCAGUAGUUACAUCAGUAAAUCCUAAUGCGAUUGGCGGAUAUAAGCCCCGCCUCGGUCCUAAACCAUUCCAAGCAAAGUCCACCAGUCAGGAAUUUUCGUUCGAUAAAGUCUUCUCUGUACCUGUUGCGCCGAAUAGUGACAACACCAGCAACGGUUGUCAUCAUCAGAACGAAGUUAAUAACGUUGUAGAGCAUAACACGGAAGCGGACAAGUCGCCUACUUUGACGCCUAACGAGCGCGUGAAAGAUACGGAAAAUGGCAAGAGCGAUUCCAGUUCCAUAGAGGAAGACGCUAAUUCGAGCGACUCUGGUUAUAAGCCGAAAACACCGAGCACCGCGGAGAGACGCAAAGUGUUUGAAACGAAAAUGAAAGACGAGUCGCCCGAAAAUGAAGACAUUGGUAAUUUUGAACGCGGCGCAAACAGAAAUUCGAUAGCCGAAAGACGGCGUCUUUACGAGAGUCGAUCUGUAUCUGUUACCGAUGGGAAUUUAGCGGAGAAAGCGAUGGGCUCGCCAACCAUGUUGAGACGAAGAGAUUCCUUCAAGGCGAAGAGCGAAGUUAUCAAAGAGGAUGAGACGAAAAAAAGUGUUCCCAUGUUACGACAGCAGAGCAUGGAUCCUAAAUUGGAAAAGAUAGAACCAGUUGCAACACCAGCUUCGAAAAGAACAUCGACAGUCUUCGGAAGAGUGUCCAAGUUUCGGCAUUUGAAAGGCACACCGGGACACAAAUCUACGCAUAUUGAAAAUAUACGUAAUAUCAGUCGUCAAAUAUCCGGCGAGUGCGAUGGCUUUCACGCUAAUCCUGAUCGAGUAGCUGUACCUUUGAGUGGUCCAGGUGGAAAGAUAGCAGUAUUGGAGUUGAAGAAAACCGGAAGACUACCGGAUGGGGUAAUGCCAGCAUUGGUUCACGGCGCAACCGUAAUGGACUUUCAAUGGGACCCCUUUGAUAAUCAAAGAUUGGCAGUUGCUUGCGACGAUGGAAUAAUUCGAUUGUGGGAAAUACCAGAAUCUGGCUUGGCAAAACCGACAAACGAGCCGAAACACGUCAUAGAAGCUCAUACUGAUAAGAUCUACUUGAUUAAAUUUCAUCCGCUGGCUUCAAACGUGCUCGCGUCCGCUUCUUACGAUACGACCGUCAAGAUUUGGGAUUUGUCGCUCUUGUCAUCUACCGAAACAGCAAUUGCGAAAAUCACACUGACCGGUCAUACGGAUCAGAUAUUUAGUUUAGCGUGGUCGCCGUGCGGUCAGUAUCUUGCCAGCGCGUGCAAAGAUGUCAAAUUACGUAUCUACAAGCCUCGAUCGAGCGACAGUCCCGUGAAAGAGGGAAAAGGUCCCGUUGGCACGAGAGGGGCGAGAGUUGUAUGGGCGCUCGAAGGCAAAUAUCUUGUUGUAAUGGGCUUUGACAAAGUUUCUGAAAGACAGAUCUACGUAUUUAAGAUGGAUAAUCUAAAUACUCCUUUGAACACUGUUGGAUUAGACGUCUCACCUGCCAUAUUAAUGCCAUAUUAUGACGAAGACAGUUCUACGCUUUUCUUAACUGGACGUGGUGACUCUACAAUAUACGCUUUUGAAGUAACCGAGGAACCUCCGUAUUGCUGUCCACUGAGCCACCAUAGAUGCAGCAGUUUACACCAGGGCUUAUCAUUCCUUCCAAAAAAUAAAUGCGAUGUGGCUAGCGUAGAGUUUGCAUCUGCCUUGAGAUUAACAAAUAAUACAAUAGAACCUUUAAGCUUUACUGUACCGCGCAUAAAGAGUGAAUUAUUCCAAGAUGAUCUUUUCCCUCCAACCAAAGUUAUUUGGAAACCAACUUUGUCCGCAGCCGAAUGGUUUAACGGUAUCAAUAAACAGCCAUCUAGAAUAAGUCUGAAACCGCCUGGUAUGGACAAUUUAACUGAGAAUCAAUCACAAAAUGUAGUUACGCCUCCUCAAAUUGCAAGCAAACCUUCAACAACUCCUUUUGGCAUCACUGCACAACCUUUCAGUAGAUUAGGUUGGAACCCGGAUGUUAAAGCGAAACAAGAAGAGAUCCAGAAAACUAUGAGCCAUUUUGUGGGAGAUGUCAUCCAGUGUUCACUGGAACAAGAUCAUAUGGAAGGUGUAGAGGAGCACGAAUGGGACGAGUGAAACUUGAAGACCUGCGGAGACAGAUGCAACCUGAUAUGGCAAAACUCAACCCAUGUAGUUGUUCGAGCCGUAAAUUAUUUAUAAGUUAGAGUUAUAUAUCAAAGAACAUCGCAGUGUUACUGUGUACAGAAAGAGAGGCAAUUGUAUCCGAGAAAAAGACAGAGAGAGAAAGAGAGAUGUACUUCCAACGAUUUUCUUUCGAAGAGAAGACGAGCGAUAAGUACAGUGUUUUGUAUCAAUUUACAACAGUAAUACUCAUUUUUUCGUAAAUCUAGCUUAAGAUUUUGUAAACACAUUUUUCACCGCAUAGAAAUAAGAGAAAUCAGGCCUUGUUAAAUUACAUUAAUUAAUUAAUUUCUAAAAAAAAAAAGAAGAAAAAAAAA